Messenger RNA from Ylistrum balloti, 6663 nucleotides. Its product is annotated as titin-like. The record is from RefSeq and is a predicted model, not a curated record. The transcript has a single exon. The coding region runs from base 491 to 3532 and encodes 1013 amino acids. NCBI's taxonomy places the organism in Eukaryota, Metazoa, Mollusca, Bivalvia, Pectinida, Pectinidae.
AGACAGACAACAUAUGUGCUGUGACAAGCUAAGCUACUCUGUCUGUUAAACAGUAAUACUCACAGCUAGCAAUUACACAGUAUUACUGCAGACGUUUCGUUAAAGAAAACAGAAUUACAAGAAGCAGUGUACUUGUGGAGACAAAACUUUACACAGGAUUCGGUUGUGAAGGAUUUGAAUUCUGACUACAUUGCGGUUGGUACAGUAUUUCGUACUUUUUUCGCUGAGGAAUGUGUGUUUUCUUUAUGAUGUGAAUUCCUAACUGAACCUGGAAACUGUUCUGAAUAUUGCAUUUUUAAAUGCUUCAUGUAUCUGAUUGUAUUGAGAGAUAACUGUAUGAACAAAAUUUAUAUAUUGGGUUGAGAGCUUUAAUCUAUAUCGACUACAUCACUAUCUAAUACAUGGUAUACAUCCUUGGUUUAUCAAUUGACUGUGUGCCUCUAUUUGGAUCACAGCUAUCUGAAAAUUAACUCUAAAAUUGUGAUAAAACAUGGGAUGUACAUUAGGAGCACAGAAAGUGGCCAAGGCAGAGGCCAAAAAGGAAGGAAAACCCAUUAAAAACAAAAAGGACAAAAAUGGCUCUAAACAAGACCUGGAGACAAAUAAAGUUACAGAAACUUCAAAUGAAAAUGGACAGGAGGUAAAUAGUGAGGGACAGGAAGGGAAGGAAUCUGAUACCACAGUUACUGAUGGACAAACACCCUCAAUUCAGGUAAAAAAUCCCGAAGAGGAUGUUGCUAAAGUUGAGGACAAUACUCAAGAGAGUACAGCUAAGGAGGAUGUAAGUCAGGCUGAGGUGAAAAAUUCAGAAGCUUCAGAAAAUACAAAUACUUCAAAUAUUGUAGAAACUGAGAGCCAGAAAGAAAAUGUAGGGGAAGCAGGGUCAGAGAGUACAACAACAGCUCCUGUAGCUGAAAGUUCACAAGAUCAAAAAGUUGAUAAUAAUGACACCAUUCCAAUUGUGCCAGCAGUGAGUGAAAAAACAGACGACAGUACACCAAAGGAAUCUUCUGAAAAGGAACCUUUGGCAGAGCAGCAAGUGGAGAUGUUAGAGCAACAAGAUAAACAACAAGAGCCAGAUAUCACUACAGAGGAUCAACCUGAAGCAGUUGUCACGACUGACAAACAACAAACAUCAGAUGUAGCUCCACAAGAACAGCAGGAGCAGACACCAGUUGUUGCUGUAAAGGAACAAGAAGAACCAGUGGGCAAUGCAGAGGAACUACAAGAAACAGUUGUUACUGCAGAGGAACAGCAAGAAACAGUUGUUGCUGCAGAAGAACAAAAAGAAACAGUUGUUACUGCAGAGGAACAACAAGAAGCAGUUGUUGCUGCAGAGGAACAGCAAGAACCAGUUGUUGCUGCAGAGGAACAAAAGGAGGCAGUUGUUACUGCAGAGGAACAACAAGAAGCAGUUGUUGCUGCAGAGGAACAAAAGGAGGCAGUUGUUACUGCAGAUGAAACCCAAGAAGCAGUUGUUACUGCAGAGGAACAGCAAGAACCAGUUGUUGCUGCAGAGGAACAAAAGGAGGUAGUUGUUACUGCAGAUGAACAACAAGAAGCAGCUGUUGCUGCAGAGGAACAGCAAGAACCUGUAGUUGCUGAAGAGGAACAAAAGGAGGCAGUCGUUGCUGCAGAGGAACAAAAGGAGGCAGUCGUUGCUGCAGAGGAACAAAAGGAGGCAGUUGUUGCUGCAGAGGAACAAAAGAAGGCAGUCGUUGCUGCAGAGGAACAGCAAGAACCAGUUGAUGCUGCGGAGGGACAACAAGAAGAGGUUGUCCCUGUAGAGGACCAAAAGCCAGUUGUAGCUGAAGAGGAGAAACAAGAAUCAGUUGAGUCUUCAGAAGAGCAACAAGAACCAGUUUCUGCAGAUGAACAACAAACACCAGUUGCAGCUCCACAGGAAGAAGAAAACCCAUGUGCUGAACAGCAAGAAGUUGUAUCACAGGAUCAGAAAAUAGAUGCUGAAGUGGAAAGAACAGAAGAGACAACACAUGAAAGCAAUGCUGAACCUGUUGCUGAGGAAUCCGCACAACUUAUAGAAACAACAGUAGAGGAAGUCAAGGUAGAAGCUGCUGAAGACACUCCAGAAACUGACAAUCAGCAACCUUCUGUAGAACCUGUUACUACAGAUGUUGAGGACACUGAGAAAGAGAUUGCUGAGACUGUACACUCAACAGAAGUUGUGGAAACUGAACAGAUUCCACAAGAGGAGCCAGAAACUAAGACAAAAGAAACUGAAGAAAUUGGCUCAUCUGUUGAUGCCCCACCAGUUGCUACUGAUACAGUUAACAGUGAAGAUGUUGUAACCAAUCCGGAAGGGGUACAAACAGAGGAUAUUCAAUCUGAAAUAUCACAAAGUGAGACUGAUGCUGGAUCAUCUGUUGAUGCCAAAGAUGAAACAUGUGAAUCAUCAGUUGAUGCUUUGCCUUCACCUCCAGCACCUGAAACUGAAGAAAAUAUAUGUGAGGAAGUGAAUGAAAAGCCACAAGAGGAUAUUAAACAAGCCCCAACAACUGAAACAGCAAAUGAGGAAACUAAAGAAGUAGAAAACACAGAAGCAGAAACUGACAAUCCAGAGACUGAAGAAAAAGAGGAGGAGGAGGAUGCAGAAACAAAACAAGAGGUUGUUGAAACUUCUGUAGAUGCUGCUCAUCAGAAAGAGGAUUUACAGACGGAGCAAAAUGAAAAAAAAGAAACAACCGAAGAGGUCAGUGAAUCUUCAGUAGAUUCUUUGCCACCUCCUCCUCCUUCACCUCCACAAGAGAUGGAAUCAGCUUCCGAGACAAAUGACAAGGACAAAGAACCAGAGACUGCUAAAGAGGCAGUUGUUGAUUCUCUUCCUCCUCCACCUCCAUCUCCUCCACAGGAGACAGAGGAAGGAACAGAGGAAGCUACUGAUGCUCUUCCUCCCCCACCACCUUCACCAGAAGAUAAAAAACCUGAAGAACAAACUGGGGAAGUUGUAGAUUCUGUUUCUCCACAUGAGAGUGAAUCAGCAGGUCCAUCAGAGUUAUCAGACACUCUUCCAACCCCACCUCCUCCAUCACAAGAAGUGUCACCUGAGGUAGUGGAAGAGGAUGCAGGGUCUUCAGUUGAUCCUAAAGGUUCCUUACCAGAUGAACCACAGGAAGCUCAGACAUCUCCAGAGGUAGAUAUUCCUUUGGAAUCCACAGUCCCUCAGUCACAAGAGGCUGAAGGUUUAGAUGUCUCUAAAGACAUGUGUGAUAAUAAUGAUAUAAAAACUCAAGUUAUUCCUAAUGGAGAGAAAGUCCCAAAGGAGGAUUUCCCAGAAUGCAACUCCAUAGAAAGUGAUGGAGAAGUUGAAAAUAAUUUGGAUGAGGAAGUUGAACUUGAUGGAGAGAUAGGGGAAGUUAAAACGGAAUCUCCUAGCAAGGAGGAACAGACUGCCGGUGAUGUUGAUAAACCAAUUGAAGGAAGUGUUAAGAGUGUGGUGGGAAAAACUCUAGCUAAUGGUGACCAUUCUCAGAAUGAAGAUUCUCAUUGUACGCCAACCCAAGUUACAGAGUAAGUGGAAUCUAUUUUCGGCAAAGUUGCUGAUAUUCAGCAAGGAAAGUGAUAAUUUUGUAGUAAUAAUUUACAAUGACUUGCUAAAAGUAAAUUUCUGUGUGUACAAAAAAAGUGAUUUUAAUGUUGAUAUUCAGUGGAAAAUGAAUAUCCUAUUCUUUGGAUUAAAUGUCUGCGAUAGAUGACAAGUCUUUAGUGAUAGGUUUUAUAAACAAAUUCAACAGAAUUGUUUCGAAAUUGAAUCUCACCUUAAAGGUGACAAGAAAUUGAUCUGUAUUUGAAGACAGAUAUUUGUGUGUGGAGGAUUACCUGUGUUAAUUGGAUUGGUCAGGAUUGUAACUGAAUUACUGACUUUUUACUUUGCCAAGAAUCUUGUGAAAGUGAUGGAUUUGGCGCAUUGAUAAAUUUAUGAGAAACAAUUUUCCAAAAGUCUGAGAGAGUUGUCAUGAAACAACAGCUGAAUCUACAGUGUAUUUAUCCUACUAUACUGAAAAUCUUUUUUGGUCUGUAAGAGUUCAGAUUUCAGAUUCUUAACAAUUCUCAUAUUAGAACAUCUCUAUUUUGUGUUUACUUUUUAAAUAUUUCAAAAUUUCGUGUCUUGCAUAAAGAAUACUCAUAUACUUGGUGCAUAAUGUAAAACCUAUAUUUUCAACUGUGGAAACAUUUUUUAUUUUUCCCUUGUUUAAGAAGUAUUCAUUACGCAGAGCAAAUUAUAGUACAGCCAUCAAUUUAUAUCCUAGAAGGGUUAGUUUAUCAAUGAUAGAAUGAUGAAGAUCAUAUAAUGGCUUCCAGCUAGAUUUCUUCUUUGAAAUUAACACUUUUGAGCGAAAAAAUAGUGUUCUUACACAACAAACAACAGUUUUUAACAGCAAAUUUGUUCCUUGCUGUUUCUUAUUUUAACAUUGAUAAAGAAAACAAAUUGCCAGAUUUAUAAAUGUAUGAGUUUGUGGACAGACCGUAAUAAUUUGGUGAUUCUAGGAAUAUAUUGAUCCACAAGUUUUAUGGUUAUAGGGGAUUUGGAUAGUUUGAGAAAACAAUGUAAAAAUUCCCAAUUCUGUUGGCUUUAUAGAUCUUUAGGAGUUCAUGUUUCAGUGUUGUAUUAUUGGGUAGUAGAAGUCAUUAUGUGUUAUAUUUACAAGUAUUCUGUUUCAUCACAUAUGGCAGUACUGUGUUUAUAAAACACCACUGUUGCAGUGUGGAUAUUUUUGUUUCGACGUUUUUUGACAUUUACGUGUCAUUUGUCAAAUAUGUUGAUAUAUCUGUAUACUUUAGUAUAUGUGUAAAAUAACAUGAGUUUCAUUGACAUGUAUUGAAAACAGUUUUUUUAUUUUUGUUUUUAAUGGUGCUCUUCAUCAGGACAAGGUUAUCAUACAGACAUGCUACUGUGUUAUAUGUUACAUAGUGUUUAGAAUUGUUACUAGGAACAGCUCAAACACAAAAUGGUAUCAUCUAUCCUAAUAAGUUAAAUAACUUUGAUUUGUAAUGAUUUCACAAUUAAUGAUUCUGGAAACAAAGUCAAUUAUAAAUUUGGAUAGUCUUGAUCUGAAUUUAAAUAGUUCUCAGUAGCCACAAAGAUUUUCAUAUACUUCUGUCUGAGGACAAAGGAAAGAACGUCAAAAUUAAAAAAAAAAACAAAAUCAAAACCCAACAAAAUGUCACAAGAAAUGUGUAUAAGCAGAUAUGUUUUGAAAAUUCAAUUUGGAAUGUCUUUAAGCAAAGAUAUAUAUUGGUAUAUAUCAAUGAUAAGAAUUUUUUCCGGUGAUUUUACCAUGGUGCUUUUACAUAUCAGAUAUAUAUGUAGCUUGGUGUUUUUCCACUCCCUAACUUUUAUCCUUACGUAGAUUUUGGAAGUUUUGGUUGUAGACAACAAAAGCAACAAAAUCAUUGGAUUUACAACUUGGUGUGUCUAUUUAUCAAAAAAGCAAAAAUUGGUGAAAGAUCUCUACUUCACAAAGUCAUAGUAUAAAAUAUGGUUUAUGUGUUUUUGAAUGACAUAAUUGAAUUUGAGAAAAAACUGAUUAAAUUCGUGUUGGGUUAAUUAGAGGUUUUUGAUGCCAGGAAUUUUAAAUUCAUUAAAGUAUAUGAAAAAAGCUAUGCAUCGCACACCCUUCAAAGCACUCUUAAUAGAAUUGGUAGGAUUAAAAUUGUAAAGAGUAACCUCCCUUAGAUUAGUCUCAAGUAUUCUUCCUAUCUAUUGACACUUUUUACAUCUGUCUGGCGUCGCGUAACUGUUUAUCGACUCCAGACUAACAUAAAAAAGUUGAUAGAAUGUCAGAAAUAAUGUAAACUAACACCUAGACAUAUUAUAUAGAUUUCAGAGAUUUGAAAUUAUUUAAAACACUGCACUUAUUACAGAAGUUUCAAUACUUGAUCACUCUAGUCCGAGUUUCUGUGUAAUUCUCAAUUUAUGAACCACAUGUAUGUUUGAUAUAUUUUAAUGAUGAUUUUUAAAAAAAUUUUGUUUUUGUUUUAUGAACCCCAAUUCUUUUCUUCUCUAAUUAAUAUGACUUUUUUGUGUGAUGAAACGAUUAUAGUAGUAAUAUAAAAAUGAAAUGUUGUUUUAAGGUGUGAAAACUGAAGUAGUGCUCAUGUACAUAUAAGCUUACUACUGUGUAGAAUUAUCUUACGAAAGAAAGUCUUUCAGGAAAGCUGUGUGAUGUGGAUUUUGAUCUUGUGUAAGGAGUUAGAAUGGUAAAUUGUAAUGAUGGUGUUUAGGAUCAACUUUAAAGCCAGAUAUUUUUUAAGUAAAAUUAUCGAUUGUCAAUUAAAAUUGCUAGGAGAAGCUUUGUCAGUGAGUGACAACAGGAAACUUACAUGAUGUGCUGUUUUUUUUUCCAUAUAAAAUGAGAUUGACAACCACUCUAGCAUAUGAUGUAAAGCUCGAGACUGCCCCAGAAAGCUGUGGUGUUUGUUGAUGAUGGUAAACGUUUAACUCGUUAAACAUUCAUCCUUUCACUUGAUGAAAACAUCCUUCGCUGGUGUUUGUAAAUUAAGAAAAUCUUUAUGUGAGCUUUUCCAUCUCUGCUUUGUUUCAGUAAACAAAGAAUUGUAAGAAAAAAUAAAAGUUUGGAGGCUUAGGUUCAUUGAAGUAAACAUCAGGAAAUGUAGAUAAGUGUUUUGUCGUGAAAUUGUGAA